CACUCCGGCCAUCAAACACCCUUCACCGCCGCACAAGCUAAAAGCUAAAGCAAAACCGCCGGAGCUCGUAUCCCUGAGAGAGAAAUGGCGACGGAGGUGGCUGCCCCUGAGGUCCCCGCUACCGAGGUCGAGUCACCGGCGCCCGCCGAGGUCGCGGAGAAGAAGGCCGCCAAGCCGGCCAAGGCUGCCAAGGCCAAGAAGCCCGCCGCGGCUAAGAAGCCCUCCGCUCAUCCUUCCUACGCCGAGAUGAUCACUGCGGCGAUCGUGGCGCUCAAGGAGAGGACUGGGUCGAGCUCGGUGGCCAUCGGGAAGCACAUCGAGUCCAAGCACGGCGAGCAGCUGCCGGGCAACUUCAGGAAGCUACUCGCCGUGCAGCUCAAGAAGCUCGCCGCCACUGGGAAGCUGACCAAGGUGAAGAACUCCUUCAAGCUGCCUGCCAAGGCCGCCGCUGCCGCCCCUGCCAAGGCCCCCGCCGCCAAGCCCAAGCCAGCUGCCAAGCCCAAGGCAGCCGCCAAGCCCGCCGCCAAAAAGCCCAAGGUCACCAAGCCGGCGGCGAAGACCAAGGCGGCCACCAAGGUCGCCAAGCCCAAGGCGUCCCCGAAGCCCAAGGCCAAGACCGCUGCUCCCAAGACCAAGGCCCCCGCCGCCGCCGCUACCCCGAAAAGGGGCCGCCAGGCCAAGGCGGCCAGGACCUCCGCCAAGGACGCGCCCGGGAAGAAGGCGCCGGCGGCCAAGAAGAAAGCGGCUACCCCUGUGAAGAAGGCCGCCACUCCCAAGAAGGCGGCGGCUGCUCCUGUGCGCAAGGCGGCGGCAAGGAAGGCCAAGAAGUAGAAGCGUUUGCUCAUCUUGGUAGCGAAAUCAUGGUGGCCAGAAACCACCAUUAGUAGAAUCCCAUGAAUCCUCCUCAGUUUUUAGCAGCGUCUUCCUGUAAAUUCGAUCCCGUUCUCUAGCUAGCUGGAUCGAUCUCAAUCCUAUAUCCUAUCCUAUACCUCCUGUAUGUUGAGGACGAUUUGUCUUAAAGUUAUAAUACUAGAUGGUUCCUUCUAGAUUCAUAA
Messenger RNA from Brachypodium distachyon (stiff brome), 1055 nucleotides. RefSeq names its product histone H1. The record is from RefSeq and is a predicted model, not a curated record. The transcript has 2 exons. Gene Ontology annotation, cellular component: nucleosome; nucleus. Gene Ontology annotation, molecular function: nucleosomal DNA binding; double-stranded DNA binding; structural constituent of chromatin. Gene Ontology annotation, biological process: negative regulation of DNA recombination; nucleosome assembly; chromosome condensation. Lineage: Eukaryota; Viridiplantae; Streptophyta; Magnoliopsida; Poales; Poaceae. The coding region runs from base 85 to 831 and encodes 248 amino acids.